This is a messenger RNA of Arthroderma uncinatum, 411 nucleotides long. RefSeq lists its product as uncharacterized. Gene Ontology annotation, molecular function: carbon-sulfur lyase activity. The transcript has 3 exons. The record is from RefSeq and is a predicted model, not a curated record. NCBI's taxonomy places the organism in Eukaryota, Fungi, Ascomycota, Eurotiomycetes, Onygenales, Arthrodermataceae. Bases 1 to 411 code for a protein of 136 amino acids.
AUGUCGGCCGUCCGCGGAAAAUGCCACUGUGGUGCAGUUGAAUACGCAGUCAAGGUUGAGGACAAGUCUCACAUCCUCUGCCACUGCGAUGCCUGCAAAGACAUCAACGGCAGCGACUACACCCUCAACCAGAUCGUGCCCAAGGCCAACCUCGAGAUCAAGAAGGGCCCUCUGACCAAGUACACCUACACCGGUGAUUCAGGCAACCCUGUCCACUGCUUCUUCUGCCCCACCUGCUCCACCCACAUAUACCAUCAUCAAACUGUCAUGGGCGACGACAAGUACGUUGUCCGCACGGCGACGCUCGAGGGCAGCAGGGAGUGGCCGGCAGCUGUCGAGAUCUACUGCAAGGACAAGGCCAAGUGGCAGCCAGAGGUCGCCGGCAAGGCCUUCCAGGCCGGGCCAGAGUAG